AUGGCGGAGUUAUGUGGGACUCUCCUCCGUUGGUCCAUCCGGCGAUACAAGCUCGCCCGAUGGAUCCUCGGAGCCCUACCCGCUAAAAACCUGUGUAUGGACCCUCACCCACCGGUGCCGACUCGUGGGAUUCCGUUAAGACUCGCCACUCACACCGAAGAUUCGCUAUCAGAGAAUGAGAUAACCAGAUCAAACUACCAAUUUGUAUAUCGCUCAGGCUGGCACGCUCGCCACCCUAAAAGUGAACAAACUCUCAAGGCACCAGUCCCUUUUGUGGUUAUUCACCAUUCAUACCAUCCGAAGGCCUGCUACGAUAAAGACGAUUGCCGCAAUGCGAUGAAGUCGAUGCAAGAUUUCCAUAUGGAUGUUAGAGGAUGGGCCGAUAUUGGAUAUAAUUUCGGCAUUGGCAGCGACGGCGUAGUCUACGAGGGAAGAGGCUGGAACGUACUAGGUGCGCACGCCUUGCAUUUCAACACUGUCAGCAUAGGCAUUUGCCUCAUCGGGGAUUGGAUAGAGACUGUCCCACCUUCUGUUCAACUCCAAAGCGCCAAAGCACUCAUAGCGCAUGGAGUUAAAAAAGGCCACAUUAUGCCAAAAUAUAAGCUGGUCGGACAUCGUCAGGUCCGAGACACAGAAUGCCCUGGAGAAGCAUUGUACAAGGUCAUCCAAAAGUGGUCUCAUUACGCUCCUUUCCCUAGAACUUAUAGGGACUUGAAGAAUGUGACUGAAAUACCUGCGUAUAUUAGGGAAUCAUUAGAAGAUUAGGUUUCUCUACUAUAUGAAGCAAACAUUUUACUUAUAAAUCUUUGGAUUCUAAGCUUGUACCUUCGUACAACCUCUAGUGUGAAAUUUUUUGUAUUUUAAGCCACGCUUAGUGAUCCCGAAUAAGGGGUAUAUUUGAAAAAAAAAAAAUUACAUUACAUACACACAACACACACACACACACACACACACACACACACACACACACA
Hyposmocoma kahamanoa is the source of this 971-nucleotide messenger RNA. RefSeq names its product peptidoglycan-recognition protein LB-like. Gene Ontology annotation, biological process: peptidoglycan catabolic process. Bases 1 to 765 code for a protein of 254 amino acids. The record is from RefSeq and is a predicted model, not a curated record. NCBI's taxonomy places the organism in Eukaryota, Metazoa, Arthropoda, Insecta, Lepidoptera, Cosmopterigidae. The transcript has 5 exons. Gene Ontology annotation, molecular function: N-acetylmuramoyl-L-alanine amidase activity; zinc ion binding.